This is a messenger RNA of Branchiostoma floridae (Florida lancelet), 2639 nucleotides long. RefSeq names its product pumilio homolog 3-like. Gene Ontology annotation, molecular function: mRNA binding. The transcript has 18 exons. NCBI's taxonomy places the organism in Eukaryota, Metazoa, Chordata, Leptocardii, Amphioxiformes, Branchiostomatidae. Gene Ontology annotation, biological process: regulation of translation. Gene Ontology annotation, cellular component: nucleolus. The record is from RefSeq and is a predicted model, not a curated record. Bases 112 to 2073 code for a protein of 653 amino acids.
GUCCUAGUACUUCCGGGUUGUACCAUUUCCGGGUUAGAGGUGAACGCGAGAGUAGGCAACGUGCUACAGUGUGUCCUGGACAGCUGAACGGUUUUGUCGCUUUACAAAGAAAUGACUGUAACAAUGGAGGACACCGAACCAGAGAAGAAGCUCAAACUCAAACGCACCAAGGGAACAGCGACUGGUCCACCCACCAAGAAAGUCAAGUCCUUCAAUGACCAGUCUCAAGAACUCGCAGGAGGGAAACUUUUCAAGAAAACAGACCAGAAGGCAAAGGGCAAGAAGAUUAAGAAGGACGGCAAGGUGAAGAAAUCUUCAGAUGGAGAAGAAAAGACAGGACAAAAGAAAAAGGUACCCAUGAAGAAAGGGAAGAAGAGAAAGAGUGAAGGAGAUGGUGAAAGUGGGGAAAGCCCAGAAAAAAAGCAGAAGCUCGUGGAGAUGAAGAAGAAAGAGCGGAAGGAAGUCCGCAGACAGCUUAAGAACAACUACCCACUUCUCAAGAGGACCAAGGAGAUCUGGGAAGUUGUCAGAAGACAUGACUGUAAGAAGGAGACCAGAGCCAAACUGAUGACGGAACUCUACGGUCUCAUCCAGGGCAGGGUCAAGGAGCUUGCCAAUGCCCAUGACUCAGUGCGAGUGAUGCAGUGUUGUAUCCAGUUUGGUACUCUGGAGCAGAGGGCAACAUUGUUUGAAGAACUCAAAGAUGAGUUGGUGAAUAUGUCCAAGUCCAAGUACGCAAAGUUUAGUGUCAGGAAGUUACUGAAGUAUGGGACCAAAGAACAGAAAGCUGAGAUCAUGAAGAGUUUUCAUGGUCACAUAAAGAAGCUUGUCAGACAUACGGAAGCCUCCAGUGUGCUGGAGUAUGCUUACAACGAGUGGGCCAAUCAGAAGCAGAGGAAAGCCAUGCUGCAGGAGCUGUACGGGAACACCUAUGUGGUCUUCAAGGCUCCUGGCACCACAACUUUGCAGGAACUCUUCACCCUUCACCCAGACAAGAAAGAACUGGUCAUGAAAGAGUUUAAGGAAUCUCUCACCCCACUGUUGGAGAAGACUGUGGUGAAACAUACUCUGGUACACAAGGCUUUACUGGAGUUCUUCACUCAUGCUGAGGGCAGGCUUAGAGCAGAAAUGAUUGAAGCCAUCAGAGAGUCCCUCAUCCACAUCCUGCACACCCAUGAUGGGUCAAGGGUCACCAUGCACUGCCUAUGGCAUGGGACAGCCAAGGACAGAAAAGUCAUCAUCAAGACAAUGAAGACCUUUAUGCAGAAGAUUUGCCAGGAAGAGUUUGCCCACCAUACCCUGCUGGCACUGUUUGAUGUAGUUGAUGACACCAAGUUGGUCUCUAAGGCCAUCUUACAGGUAUGGAGUCUUUACACUAUGUUGAAUUUGUUGAUCCCUUGUUUCAAAAUAGCCAGGAGGUCAAGCUUCGCCAGUAUGGACAAGGAUCGUUACUCCAUAGCCCUUUGCCUCUUCAUAUUUGUUGCAAUGAUAAGUUUCUUGUUUGUUUACAAUCAUGCUAACAGCAAGAAGGACCCCACCAUGAGAAGACAAGAGUUGCUAGAGUUUGUGUCUGUACCGUUGCUGAAGUUCUUCUCUGAACACACCAAGGACUUGGUGUUCGACAAGGCACAGAGCCAAGUCGCACUAGCUACCCUAGAAUAUGCACAGGGUGAUAAGACUGCAGCCUAUGAGGCCUUGUCAGUGUUGGCAGCUGAAGACUUCAUGCCACAAGGAAGAGAUGGGGAUGAAAGUCAGAUGCACCUUGUAGAACACCCAGCGGGUCACCUUUUCCUGAAGAGGCUGCUGACAUGGGAUAAGAACCAGAGGGAGGCUGGACAGACUCAAGGGUUCUUUGCCUUAGCGCUGCUGUCUGACCUUGAACCAGGUGCCAUGGCUUCAUGGGCCAAGGUCAACCGGGGAGCCUUCGUCAUUGUCAGUCUCCUAGAUACUGGCAUCCCAGAAGUAGUGAAGAGAGUACAGAAGGAGUUGGAGCCACAGAAGACAAUGCUUAAGAACAUUAAGGUUGCUGGUACGGACAUCUUGGUCAAGAAACUAGAAGCUGCAUCUGCAUAGAUAAGAAAGGAAAGUGAUGGGUCUUCACUAUACCAUAUGGUAAAACUAAUAACCAUUCAGAAUGAUUUUGAAAUCCUUGAACAGUAUGUAAACAUAUGUUGUGUACAAUAUAGUCUGUUUUGGUAAAAAGAAUCUAGUGUCUUAUUUUAUUAUUACAAGGUCUUCUGAAAUUGUUUUGCUAAAUGAAUAUUAGUACUAGUACCAACAUUAUAUUAUGCAGUUAUACUUCUUACUUAAGUCGUUAUCAUAGGAAGUUUCUAACUUUGUAUACUGUUCAGGUUGAUGUUGAAAGUGCAGGCUGCAAAAUGAUUGUUGCUUAUUAACUAUACUCAUAUGAUGUAAAUCAGGAUGGUGAUUUUGUCAUUUGAUCCAAGUGGUAAGUGAUAAGUGGUAAGUGGUUAUGUGCAUUUAUUGGCACAGCAUGGCCUGUUAAUGAAGAAAAUAUCCAAAACCAAAAGUAAACAAAGAACAUGUAGAAUUGACUCACCAGAAAGAACCUUACUGAAGAAAUCUAUGACCAAGAAACCAUCAUCAUUACAACCCCCAACAAUUCUUGUUGAACAAAA